Molecule: messenger RNA, 1008 nt
Organism: Hansenula ciferrii
Lineage: Eukaryota; Fungi; Ascomycota; Saccharomycetes; Phaffomycetales; Wickerhamomycetaceae
Product: bifunctional triacylglycerol lipase/ester hydrolase
Exons: 1
Coding region: 1-1008 (335 amino acids)
Biological process (GO): lipid storage
Cellular component (GO): lipid droplet
Molecular function (GO): lipase activity
Source: RefSeq, a predicted model, not a curated record
AUGAAACACAUAACCGAUCUCAGUGCAAUACCGACAACCGUUCAUCACUAUCCUUCAAGCUUGAAAGAAGAAGAUGCUGGCAAUUCACCAUUAUUGAUCUUCAUUCCGGGAAACCCUGGUGUCAUUGAAUAUUAUAAAGAGUAUUUCGAAUCUUUACAAAAGAAUUGGCCAUCACUUGAGAUCUUGGGUAUAUCUCAAGCAGGUCAUGAUAUACCUACUUCAUCAACAAACCUAGAACAAUUCCAAAAAGUAUUUACAUUAGAAGAUCAAAUUGAACAUAAAGUUCAAAUCAUUGAAAAUUUUUUAAAUUCAAAACAUGAUCGUAAACUUAAUACAGAUCUUUCAAAUGAUAAUCAACAACUUGUCCAUGCAGGAACAAUCAAAGGACGACAUGUACAGGAUGUUUUCAUUAUGGGACACUCUGUGGGUUCAUACAUGAUGGAAAGAAUUGUGGUACGAUUAUUAGACAAGGUGAAUUUUAAAUUUAUUGGAUUUCUUACACCAACUAUAAUUGAUAUACAUAAAUCUGAUAAAGGUAACAAAUUAUUCCCAAUUGUUAAACUUAUUCCAUCAUUUAAUAGUCUAGUUUCAACUUUUAGUCAUAUAUUGAAAUGGAUUCCUGAAAGGAUAAGGGGGUUUUUACUUGGUCAAAUUUUAAACAAUCCACCAAAACAUGCCUUCAAUGCCACUUCUGGAUUUAUUUCUAAACCUCAACAGAUUAAACAAUCCUUAGGUUUAGCAACUGAGGAAAUGUAUGUUAUUCAAGAUGAUUGGGAAUAUUUCCUCAAUUUUUCAAAAUCAACUAGAACUAUACCUAAAUGGUUUUAUUUUAGUAAUGUGGAUCAUUGGGUUAAUAAUGAAACUCAAAAACAAAUAACUGAAAAGCUUCUAGAUGAAUCAAAUGUUAAAGUUGAAAAUAGUGAUCAUAUCAUCCAUAGUUUUUGUAUUCAACAGAGUGAAGAAUUUGCAGAUAUUACUAUUAAUGCUUUAAAAGAGUUGUACAAAUAA